Phodopus roborovskii (desert hamster) is the source of this 1959-nucleotide messenger RNA. It is a transcript of the gene Vsir, whose product is annotated as V-set immunoregulatory receptor. Gene Ontology annotation, cellular component: plasma membrane. The record is from RefSeq and is a predicted model, not a curated record. NCBI's taxonomy places the organism in Eukaryota, Metazoa, Chordata, Mammalia, Rodentia, Cricetidae. Bases 129 to 1064 code for a protein of 311 amino acids. Gene Ontology annotation, biological process: positive regulation of regulatory T cell differentiation; negative regulation of CD4-positive, alpha-beta T cell proliferation; regulation of immune response. The transcript is spliced from 7 exons.
UGCGGUCUCUGAAGACACUCACUUGGGCAGCAGUGUGUACAGCAGGCUCCCUGAGCUCCCGGAGCCCCACUUGCUCUACGCGCAGCCGAGCAGUUUGCGUCUAGUCUAUUGCUCGGCUCGACGGCGACAUGGGUGUCCCCACGGUUCCAGAGGCCAGCGGCCCGCGGUGGGGGACCCUGCUCCUCGCUCUUUUUCUGGCUGCAUCCAGAGGUUUGGUGGCAGCCUUCAAGGUUGCCACACCGUAUUCUAUGUACGUGUGUCCUGAAGGGCAGAAUGUCACGCUGACCUGCAGGAUCCUGGGCCCUAUGUUCAAAGGGCACAAUGUGACCUUCUACAAAACAUGGUACCUUAGCACACGAGGUGAGGUUCAAGUGUGCAAAGAACGUCGGCCCAUCCGCAACUUCACAUUCCAGCACUUUCAUCCACACCAUGGAAGCCAUGAGACAGCCAAAACCAGCCACGAUCAAGCCCAGGCACAUGGGUUGGAGUUAGUUUUUGACCACCAUGGUAACUUCUCAAUCACUAUGCACAAUGUGACCCUUCAGGACAGCGGCCUCUACUGUUGUCAGGUGGUAGAGAUCAAGCACCACCACCCAGAACAAUGGUUCUAUGGGUACAUGGAGCUGCAGGUACAGACAGGCAAAGACUCACUAUCUACGUGCAUUGCGUACCCAUCCAAUGAACAGGACAGUGACAGCAUCACAGCUGCGGCCCUGGCCACAGGUGCCUGCAUCGUAGGAAUCCUCUGCCUCCCACUUAUCCUGUUGCUGGUCUAUAAGCAGAGACAGGUUGCCUCUCAUCGCCGUGCCCAGGAAUUGGUGAGGAUGGACAGCAACACCCAGGGUAUCGAAAACCCAGGCUUUGAGACCACUCCACCAUUCCAGGGGAUGCCUGAGGCAAAGACCAGGCCCCCACUGUCCUAUGUGGCUCAGCGACAACCUUCGGAGUCAGGACGUCAUCUGCUCUCUGACCCUAGCACGCCUCUGUCUCCUCCAGGCCCCGGGGAUGUCUUCUUCCCAUCCCUAGAUCCAGUUCCUGACUCCCCUAACUCUGAAGUCAUCUAAACCAGCUGGGGAACAUGGACAAUGGUGUAUUUGAUCUAUGGCUGGCCCUUUAAACAGACCUUUAGGCAUUGACCCCAGCCUCCUUCCUCCUGCUCUGAGCCUGGACUCUGCUUUACAAGAUAUGUGGACCUUCCCCCUACCAUUUCUGGAUGCUACAUGGGGUGGGGCGGGGUGGGGCGGGGAGGAGAUGCUGGAUUGCUCAUUGCUGUUCUCAAGAUCUCGGGAUGCUGAGUUCUCUCUGGAGACUUGAGUCCACAUCACCAGCCACAGAUGCCAAAUGACCUAAGAAAUCGCCAAUGUCCAGCUUGGCAGCAGCCUUUCUUCAUGGGAACCAGCAGCCCAGAUGGGAUAAGUUUGCCACCUUGCCUCCCUCCUAGGCAAGAGACACAAGAUAUGAGAGACUCCUGCUCACUGUGAGUGUGUGGCUGGCCUGCUGUUUUGUCUGAGGACGCACUGUUGGCCUGACUCUGUCACCCCAACUCCUGAGCCUGGCUUGCCUGUGCCCCACUAGGGGAGCUUCAUCAGUAGCCUUCCGCCAGUAAUCUGAGGGUCUGUCAACAGUUUAAGUGACUCUGGGCUCACAUUGCCUGUAUGGUGGUCCCAGAGUUCAGUGGCCAGAGGCUCUGAAACAGGACCUGUUAUGUCAGGAGCCACUGUGAGCUCAUUAGUGUCUUGAGCAACGUGAGGCCUGACCGUCAUACUUGGAGGGUGGUAAGGGCAUGAUGGGAAAGGUGAGUGGAGACUGGCCUUCUUGUCCUCAUCAUCUACCACUUCACUGUUCAGUGUGGGGCAAUGAUAAAGGUGACCUUCAUGAUGUCUUAUCUAUACUGGGCCACUUCUAAGUGGGAAAGGGAUGCUAUUAAAAACAGUAUGUGGCAACAGCUGUAAACAGCAA